UCACCCAAACCCCGCUUGACCAUGAACGAGAGAGGUUUAAAUACCCUCCCAAAGACCUUCAACCAAGGUCCCCAAGAUCAAGGACCUUGAAAGAAUCAAAACGCAAAAAAUAUCCCUAACUAGUCUAUUACAUAACACUACAUACCAUAACUACUUAGUUACACAUCGCCCACCAUGCCUCUCACUGGCCACUGCCUCUGCAAGGCCGUCACCUACUCAAUCGACAUCGACAAGCCACUUGCCGUUGCUUAUGACCACUGCGACGAUUGCCAGCGUCAGAGCGGCUCCACCUACUCGCUGGUCGCCGUGGUUCCGAAGGAUAAACUCACCAUCAAGGGUCCUACGAAGAGCUGGGCUGGGCUAGGAAGCUCAGGGAAGGCCGUGCAUCGUGUGUUUUGUUCUGAAUGUGGUUCGCCAAUUGCCCAUGAUCCGGAUGCUGCGCCUGAGAUUAUCGCUAUCAAGGCUGGUACCUUUGACACGGAGAUUAAGAAGGCUUUGCAGCCGGACACUGAAAUCUGGACUGUGAGCAAGCUGCCUUUUUGCAAGGAGAGCUUGGCGCACCCGUUCGAGCAUAUGCCGCAAUAAUUAAUUCGUCAAAUGUUAUGGUCUAUCUAUCCCGUGCCUUUUGGGGUGAAAACCUUACCUGCAAAUAACCAUUUAGAUCAGAUAAUGAUCUCUUCCCCAUUGAGCAUAUUUUUGCCAGUGAAGCUAUGAAUAUAGUCUAUCUUGAUGACGAUGAUGAUGAUGAUGAGUGUGUAAUCAAUAGACUGCAAGAAGCUAUAUUGACAACAAUAGAAGAUUCUUUAUAUAAAUUAUUAU
Messenger RNA from Paecilomyces variotii, 819 nucleotides. RefSeq names its product glutathione-dependent formaldehyde-activating enzyme. Gene Ontology annotation, molecular function: carbon-sulfur lyase activity. NCBI's taxonomy places the organism in Eukaryota, Fungi, Ascomycota, Eurotiomycetes, Eurotiales, Thermoascaceae. The record is from RefSeq and is a predicted model, not a curated record. The transcript is spliced from 3 exons. The coding region runs from base 175 to 585 and encodes 136 amino acids.